GACGGGAAGGAAUUCUUCGUAAUGGAAAGAGAGGCCUGUCUCAUCUGAGCAUAGAAAGGAAAGUCCAAGACCAAUACCUUCCCUAAGUCUAUACGCCUUAUCUACUCUAUAAACCUAUUGUUUCAACAAAUUUCGAGAAAAACCAAAAAAAAAAAACAACAACAACAACCCCGAACUACAACAUAUCAGACACCCUAGGUACCUAUCGCCAUUACUAUCAACAUGGGUGAAAUAAAAAAGGGAAGACAGAUUCCGCUUCAAGUCGCGAAGGAGAGAGUUGCGACUGAACCAGACAAGGAAUGGGUCUCUAUACCGCGAGGUACAGAACCUGAGGAUGGAUGGGAAAAGAUCACUUAUCGCCAGUUUGGCAAGGGAAUCAACUAUGUUGCGAAGUUAAUCACAGAUUUCGCUGGCCCGGCACCCCCUGGCCAAUUCCCAACGAUUGCUUUUAUUGCCUUGAAUGACUCUCGUUAUAUCUCCUUUGCGUUCGGCGCCAUGCUGGCGGGUUAUAAGGCUUUAUUCAUCUCGCCUCGAAACUCGACCGAGGGUCAGAUUAAACUCUUCCAGGACACGGAUUGUCGGUUUAUUGCCCACUCUCCCGAGUUCCAGGAGCCCGUCAACUCCUGGAAAGAGUUGCAUGAUUUUAAGAGUUUGGUGAUUGCUCCUGAGCGGGACUUUUACUUUAAUGAUGCACCCUCUACCAUCGAGUAUGAGAAGACUCUCGAAGAGGGAGAAUGGGACCCCUAUUGCGUUCUCCACACCAGCGGAAGCACCGGUUUCCCGAAGCCCGUUGUUUGCAGGCAAGGAUGGCUUGCAGCUGUCAACUCGUUUAAUGACUGGCCCGCGAGGGACGGCGUCCACUUGUGGCCUGCAGAGUUAACUCUAAGAUCAAAGAGAUAUAUUUUCCCUAUGCCAUUCUUCCACGCGGCCGGAAUGUAUGUCUCUGUGUUCUUAGGUCUUUACUGUGGAACGCCGAUUCAGCUUCCGAUUCCCAGCAAGCCUCUACGGCCCGAUAUAGUUUGCGAAUACAUUAAAUACGCCGGGCCAGGGACAUCGGCCUUGUUACCCCCUUCGAUUUUGGAGGAGAUGAGCCAUGUUCCUGAGCAUGUCGAGGCACUGAAGCAACUGAGUGUAACUAUGUUUGGUGGCGGUAAUUUGACAGCCAGGGCAGGAAACAGCCUCGUCGAGCAAGGUGUACACCUAGCGAACCUAAUCUCUUCUACUGAGGCGCCAUAUCCUUUUUAUUUUCAGCCGAACCCAGAGCUUUGGCAGUACUUCCAUUUCGAUGCCGAGUUAGGUGGUAUGGACUUCCGUCCUAGUGACACGGACAAGGAUGCUUAUCACCUAUUUUUCGUACGCAAGGAACGUCACCCUGGGGCUCAGGGUGCCUUCUACACAUUUCCAGAGCUUAACGAGUACGAUACUAAAGAUUUGUUCCGCCCACACCCGACUCUAAAAGACCACUGGAAGUAUGCUGGGCGCUCCGAUACUGUGAUAGUAUUUUCCAAUGGUGAGAAGCUUAACCCGGUCACUAUCGAGGAAACAGUUGCUGCCCACCCAGAGCUCAAGGGGGCUCUAGUUGUAGGCCAGGAUUACUUCCAGGCCGCCAUGAUUCUCGAAGCUCAUAAGCACCCGCAAAGUGAGCAGGAAGAGAAAGAAUUAAUUGAGCGAGUCUGGCCUCUGAUAUCCCACGCGAAUAAGGAAUCCGUGGCCCAUGGUCGCAUAGAGAAAGACUUCAUCAUGUUCACGAAGCCGGAGAAGCCGUUCCCACGAGCAGGGAAGGGAACUAUUCAGAGGGGACUGGCCGUUAAACUAUACCAUGACGAGAUUGACGAGCUAUACAAGAAGGCGGAGAUCAAGCAGCAGGCAAAUGCACCUAAUCUGGAUGUCAGUUCCGAGAGUGCCCUCGUCGAAUCUAUUAAACAGCUCUUCAUAUCGCGACUUGAGACUCCAGAGUUAGCCUCUGACGCCGACUUCUUCAGCGCUGGUAUCGACUCGCUUCAGGUGAUCAAUGCUAGCCGAUUAAUAACUGCUAGCCUGAAAGCAUCUGGAGUUAAUAUUGACCAUACUGCUUUAUCCCCUCGUGCCAUUUACUCGAACCCGAACUUUAACGCCUUAGCCGCUUAUAUCUAUUCUCUGGUGCAAUCUGGCGGCGCGCAGACUACUAAUGAAGCUGAGCAGGUGAUUCAGACGAUGAAAGCACAGUAUGAGAAGUAUACGAAGGACUUGCCAGUAGCGAAUACUAAUAAGCCUCUCCCGUUGGACGAUGGCCAAACUGUUAUCGUUACCGGUACCACGGGAGCUCUGGGCUCUUACCUCUUACACUUCAUGAUCGGUGAUAGCAAGGUGAAGAAGGUCAUUUGCCUUAACCGUUCCAAGGACGGACUAUCGAAGCAGGCAGAUUCUUUUCGCGAGCGUGGCCUAAACGCCGAUUUCAGCAAGUGCGAGUUCCUCCAGGCGGACUUAUCUCUCCCCGACUUUGGCGUGGGCAGCGAAAAGUACAACGAGCUUCUAGGUACUGUCGACCGAAUCAUUCACAACGGAUGGCCUGUGAACUUCAAUAUUCCCCUCUCGACUUUCGAGCCGCAUGUUCGCGGCGUGCGUCACUUCGUGGACUUCAGCGCCAAAGCUGCUAAGCGCGUUCCCAUCAUCUUUAUUUCCAGUAUCGGAACAGUGGAGUUCUGGAAAGGACGCGUUCCGGAAUCCCAAAUCACCGACUUCAGCAUCCCUGGCGGAAACUACGGUCGUUCUAAGAUGGUUAGCAGUUUGAUCCUGGACGAGGCAGCGAAAUUUUCUGGCGUUCCGACGGCGAGCAUCCGCGUUGGACAGAUUGCAGGAUCACGCAACGAGAAGGGCCUGUGGAACAGGCAAGAAUGGCUACCCUCUCUCAUUGCGUCAUCAGUCUAUCUGGGGAUGCUCCCUGGUAAUAUGGGUCGUUUCGACAUGGUGGACUGGAUGGCGAUCGAAGACGUGGCAAACCUGGUGCUGGAUGUAGCGGGUAUCAACGAGCCGUUGCCCAUCGACAAGAUUUCCGGGUAUUUCCACUCAGUGAACCCGAAGACCAUCGCGUGGCAGGACCUAGCGUCGGUGGUGAAAGAGUACUAUGGGGACCGGAUCAAGAAGAUUGUGGACUCGAAAGAGUGGCUCGCGGCGCUGAAGGCCAGCCAGGCCACCACAACGGAUGUCAGCAAGAACCCGGGUAUCAAGCUCAUCGACUCGUAUGAAAGCUUCUUCUUCGGCGGCGGCGAGGAUGCUAUCGUAUUCGAUAUGGAGAGGACGCGUGAGCACAGCAAGACGGCGAAGAAUCUCGAGGCCGUGACACCGGAGAUGAUGCGUAACUGGUGUAGGCAGUGGAACUUUUAAAGAAACUCAUGGUGAUGGUGCCCCUUGUUGUUUCUAUUUAUGAGAGGAUUGCUUAUGGCGCUUAGGAUGUGGCGUUGUCCUUCACGAGCACAUAGAUUUGACGAAUUUCUUUUCAUUAUGAUGCCAUAUUUUGCACGUGUCCAACUGCGCUAUGCGCUAGAUAAAC
Molecule: messenger RNA, 3529 nt
Organism: Daldinia caldariorum
Lineage: Eukaryota; Fungi; Ascomycota; Sordariomycetes; Xylariales; Hypoxylaceae
Product: acetyl-CoA synthetase-like protein
Exons: 5
Coding region: 223-3363 (1046 amino acids)
Source: RefSeq, a predicted model, not a curated record